AUGACACUUCGUACGCCAUUUAAGCAAGGUCUUAGAUGGAUGGUGGGAAAUGGGGAGAGUAUCUCAUUUUGGAAUGAUAAUUGGGUGUUUAAUUACCCUAUUAAAAAUAACUACUCACCUAUUAUUGGGUCAGAGGACUUGAUGAUAGGAUUUUUUGGGGUCUUACUGCAGAUGGAGAAUAUUCGGUUAAAUCAGGUGCUCGCUGCUUCAAGGAAUGGUCUCCCCACUAAAAAGAGGUUAGAAAUGAGUCAUAUUUUCCUUCCUUUAGAGUGUGUUUUUUGUAACUACCACUCUGAAGAUGACCAUCACUUAUUUCUUGACUGUCCUUUUAUGCAUGAUGUUUUAGAAAUAGUUAAUGUCAAUGGGGUUUUUUCUCCUCUUCCUAUUAAUAAUAGCGAACUUUCUUUUAUUGAGUACUUUGGCAAUCUUAAGUCUUCUUUGACUCUUAAGAACCUCAAUUUUUAUGCUAUUGUGUGGUGGUUCAUUUGGUAUGCUAGAAAUAGUAUCACUUUUCGUCAGGAAAGCUUUUCUCCAGCCAAACUAGGAUAUAUGAUUAAAGCUUAUAUGCAUAAUCUAGAUUGUUCAUAUUCAACUUUUUCCAAGUUGGGAUGUAGUCAACAAGUUGUUAAAGAAGCUAAAAAUCCUAGGCCUAAUAUUAGUUGGUCCCCCCCUCCUCUUGAUUUUGUUAAACUUAAUUUUGAUGGUUCCAAGUUGCAGAAUGGUAGCACAGCUUAUGGCUUUGUUAUUAGAGAUGCUGUGGGGAAUCUUUUGCUUAGUGGUGCAAAUGCCAUUGCUGAUAAUAAUUCCAUUUUAGUUGCUGAGGCUUGGGGUCUAAGAGAAGGUAUUAGGGGAGCUCUUUGUCUCGGGGCUAAUAAUAUUUCUAUUGAGGGUGAUAAUCUCUCGGUUAUUCAAGCUAUUAAAAGAGUCUGGAAAAUUCCCUGGUCAAUUAAUGCUCUUAUUAAUGAUGCAUCGGCUGAUUUGCUAAAAUUUGAUAAUUAUAAUAUUCAGCAUGUUUUUAGAGAAGCUAAUUCUGCUGCCGACUGGAUGGCACAUCAUGGCCAUUCCACUACGAAUCUUUGUUAUUGGUUUGAAUCUCCUGAUAUUGCUUUUUCCAAGAUCAUCCAUAAGGAUGCUUUAGGGUGGCCUGUAAAUUGGGUCCCUCCCUAG
Molecule: messenger RNA, 1167 nt
Organism: Beta vulgaris subsp. vulgaris (sugar beet)
Lineage: Eukaryota; Viridiplantae; Streptophyta; Magnoliopsida; Caryophyllales; Amaranthaceae
Exons: 3
Coding region: 1-1167 (388 amino acids)
Molecular function (GO): nucleic acid binding; RNA-DNA hybrid ribonuclease activity
Source: RefSeq, a predicted model, not a curated record